UGCAACAAAAGAAACAACAAACAGCGGCCAUCAAAUUUUAACAAGCACUAAGCUCACAGGCAGCUUAUAAGCUAAUUUUAACAAGCUGUAAGCUAGGAAAUGGAAUUUUGGGCAAUUUAGUGCGGAGCUGCUACAGUAUCCGUAUCAACUUGUCAUCAAUCACGACACUCUCACUGUGUUGAUCGCAGCAUAUUUCAUUUCAAAUUCCAACCCUAGAACACAGUCUGAGAAAUGUAUUCUUGUAUUCCUCACAACGUUUCUCUCCAUUUUCACUUCUCAACAACAACUUCCCCAAAUUCAAAGUCAACGAUGUUUGCUUCACGCAAUUUGAAGAUUCGCGCUGUAUCCACUACGGAGAAUCAAGCUUCUACUUACAUUCCUGCUGCUCCCAUUUUCCUUCCCCAAGGUCCUUGGAAGCAGAUUCCAGGUGGAGUUACUGCUGCAGAGGGUUUCAAAGCUGCGGGAAUAUAUGGAGGGUUGCGCGCUGUAGGAGAAAAGCCUGAUCUUGCACUUGUCACAUGUGAUGUUGAUGCCAUAUCCGCAGGGUCAUUCACGACUAAUGUGGUUGCUGCUGCUCCUGUGUUAUACUGCAAAAGCACGCUAGACAUUUCAAACACUGCACGUGCUGUGUUAACUAAUGCAGGUCAAGCAAAUGCAGCUACGGGUGAAGCAGGUUACCGCGAUAUGAUAGAAUGUGUGGAAAGCCUCGCAAAGCUACUGGGAGUGAAACCCGAAGAAGUAUUAAUUGAAUCCACUGGUGUAAUUGGUCAAAGAAUAAAGAAGGGGGCACUUUUAAACUCACUUCCCUUACUAGUGAAUUCACUAACUUCUUCAGAUGAGGGGGCAGAUUCUGCAGCAGUGGCAAUCACCACAACAGAUCUUGUUAGCAAGAGUGUGGCAAUUGAGUCUUUGGUUGGAAGAACUAAGGUCAGAAUUGGGGGAAUGGCAAAAGGUUCUGGAAUGAUCCACCCAAAUAUGGCUACCAUGCUCGGGGUAAUAACAACUGAUGCCGGGGUAACCAGUGACGUUUGGAGAAAGAUGGUUCAGGUUGCUGUUAAUCGAAGCUUCAACCAGAUAACUGUAGAUGGAGAUACUAGUACCAAUGAUACUGUUAUUGCUUUGGCCAGUGGGCUGUCUGGGCUAAGCUGCAUUUCUUCUCUAGACAGUGAUGAGGCAAUUCAACUUCAGGCAUGCCUAGAUGCGGUAAUGCAAGGUCUUGCCAAAUCUAUAGCUUGGGAUGGAGAAGGAGCGACGUGCCUCAUUGAGGUCAGUGUGACUGGUGCAAAUAGUGAGGCUGAAGCUGCAAAGGUUGCUCGUUCAGUUGCAUCAUCUUCACUUGUAAAGGCUGCUGUAUAUGGUAGAGACCCCAAUUGGGGACGCAUUGCUGCUGCAGCUGGUUACUCGGGGGUUUCUUUUAACCAAAAUUUACUUAGGGUGGAACUGGGGGAUACGUUACUAAUGGAUGGUGGGGAACCACAAUCGUUUGACCGGGGUGAGGCUAGUAGUUAUCUGAGAAAGGCUGGGGAGACUCACGGCACAGUUAGAAUUCAGAUAUCUAUUGGCAAUGGACCAGGCCAUGGACAAGCAUGGGGCUGUGAUUUAAGCUAUGAUUAUGUCAAAAUAAAUGCGGAGUACACAUCAUAACCAAAUGAAGAUGACACAUACUGACAUAAUGUACGAUUGUGCAUUCAUUUAGUUACCACUCAUCUAGAAAACCUUCACUAGGGACGUUUCUGUUGUACCAUUUUGUAUCCCGUGUUAAUCACCAACCCUUUUCAUGUCUUGUAUGCACAUAAGCAGUUAUUAAGCACACGGUUGGAUAUCGUACACGUGCCAAUAUGGCAUUGUUAGUAGCUACUGAAAAUCAGGUUGGUACACAUUGAAAUUUCUGUGUAGCAAACAACUUUUACCUUGGACAUCAUUUGUAUUUGUGCUCACUGCACCAAGGAAUGUUGUCAGAUGAAGAGGCGCAGCAAAUAAGAUAACAGAUCUAAAUAUCAGCCUUGUUAUCUAAAGGAGAUAGGAUCAAAUGGCACCUUGGUGUCAAAUUAAACUUGGACGCCAAAUCCUAUUCAUCUAUGUAAUUCAAUCUAAAGGGUAGAAAUUAUUUUGUGUUGGUGUUUUUUACUUGAAAA
Medicago truncatula (barrel medic) is the source of this 2135-nucleotide messenger RNA. RefSeq names its product arginine biosynthesis bifunctional protein ArgJ, chloroplastic. The record is from RefSeq and is a predicted model, not a curated record. Bases 232 to 1644 code for a protein of 470 amino acids. NCBI's taxonomy places the organism in Eukaryota, Viridiplantae, Streptophyta, Magnoliopsida, Fabales, Fabaceae. Gene Ontology annotation, biological process: L-ornithine biosynthetic process; L-arginine biosynthetic process. Gene Ontology annotation, molecular function: L-glutamate N-acetyltransferase activity, acting on acetyl-CoA as donor; L-glutamate N-acetyltransferase activity, acting on acetyl-L-ornithine as donor. The transcript is spliced from 17 exons.